AUGACCUCCCUCUAACCCAUGGUAGCAGUGGCCAGUGGAGAGUUAGGCAAGUUUUGUUUGUUUGUUUGUUAUUGUAGUUGCUGCAUUAACUGGUUCAUUAAUCAUGGCCACAUGGAUUACGUCUUCAACAUUGGAAGAGUAGUAGUAAGUAGUAACCCAUCUUGGUAAUUUCAAAACUGCAAUAAAGAAAGCAAGACAAAACAACCCCACGCUCGCUCACUCACUCCCACACACACUCUCUUCUUACUUAUGCUCCUCUUCUCUAUACCUUUUCCUGCACUGCAUUCAGACCAAAAACUUGCCUUGCCUUGUACUGCGCUAGCUGCUCAUAGGAUUCUAAACUCGUGGAUCUGACACUGUCCACUCCUUCCUUUAACCAAAAUGGAUAUUUUUCAACUUUCUCAGUAAUGGCCAUGGGCUUGUGACUUGUUGUGAGUGUUGUUACUGUUUUUGAAAAGUAGGCUUUGGCUCUUGUAGUUUGUUUGUGUUAUUCAGCAACCAUAUGGGUCCAAGUCCAAGCAUAGAUUUUUCAAAGUGGUGGGUUAAGGAGAGUUCGAGUUCGAGUUCUAGGAAAGGAAACCCGGUUGUGGUGACUAUGGAGAACCCCAAUUACUCGGUGCUUGAAAUAGAUGCGCCAGACUCGGCAUUUCAGCCAGUUGACAAAGACAGAGGUAAAAAUGCUAAGCAGUUUACAUGGCUUCUCCUUCUCAGGGCGCAUAGAUUUGUCGGUUUCCUUUCUUGGCUCGGAAAUUCUCUUUGUUCAUUGCUCCAUGCUGUUAAAAAAAGGUUGUUUUUGGGGCACGUGGAGACUGAGAUGUCUUCCAAGGCAAAGUUUCUGUUUCGAGUAAUUCUCACUUUCCUGGUGAUGGCUUUGGCAUUCCUGUCUUUUGAACUGGUUGCUCACUUCAAAGGGUGGCGCUACUUUCACAACCAUAAUAACUUGCACCUAAUUCCUCAAACUUCGGAGAUCACUGGAUGGUUUCACACUGCCUAUGUUAGGUGGCUGGAGUUCCGGGUAGACUAUAUUGCUCCCCUAAUUCAGUCCCUAUCAACCUUCUGCAUUCUUCUCUUCUUAAUUCAGUCCGUGGAUCGAAUGGUGCUUUGCUUAGGUUGCUUCUGGAUCAAAUUCAACAAGAUUAAGCCCGUCGUCAUUGAUGGGGAUUCCCUCAACUCACAUGAUUUGGAAGGAUCCAACGAUGGAUAUCCUAUGGUACUCGUUCAGAUUCCCAUGUGCAAUGAGAAAGAGGUAUAUGAUCAAUCUAUUUCAGCAGUCAGCCAACUUGAUUGGCCAAAAGAUCGCUUGCUUAUUCAAGUUUUGGAUGACUCUGAUGAUGAGGGCAUACAGUGGUUAAUCAAGGGAGAAGUCUCUAAGUGGAGCCAAAAAGGUGUUAACAUAAUCUACCGUCAUAGGAAGUUUAGAACUGGUUACAAAGCGGGUAAUCUCAAGUCUGCAAUGAGCUGUGAUUGCGUCAAAGAUUAUGAGUUCGUUGCGAUUUUCGAUGCUGAUUUCCAACCAAAUCCAGAUUUCCUCAAGCAAACUGUUCCACAUUUUAAGGGAAAUCCUGAGCUGGCAUUGGUUCAGGCUAGGUGGGCUUUUGUAAACAAGGAUGAGAACUUACUGACAAGACUCCAAAAUAUUAAUCUCUGCUUCCACUUUGAGGUUGAACAGCAGGUUAAUGGUGUCUUCCUUAAUUUCUUUGGUUUUAAUGGAACUGCUGGUGUUUGGAGAAUAAAAGCACUUGAAGAAUCUGGUGGCUGGCUUGAGAGGACAACUGUAGAAGACAUGGAUAUAGCUGUCCGAGCCCAUCUGAAUGGAUGGAAAUUUAUCUUUCUCAAUGAUGUGAAGGUGCUUUGUGAGCUUCCUGAAUCAUAUGAAGCUUAUAGGAAACAACAACAUCGAUGGCAUUCUGGUCCUAUGCAACUAUUUCGUCUGUGCCUUCCAGCGAUUAUAACCUCUAAGAUUGCGUUCUGGAAGAAAACCAACCUAAUAUUUCUAUUUUUUCUGCUUAGAAAGCUAAUCCUCCCUUUCUAUUCUUUCACAUUAUUCUGCAUUAUUCUUCCUUUGACAAUGUUUGUCCCAGAAGCUGAGCUUCCAAUCUGGGUUAUUUGUUAUAUUCCUGUAUUCAUGUCGUUCUUGAACAUUCUUCCUGCCCCGAAAUCCUUCCCCUUCAUUGUUCCUUACCUCCUUUUUGAGAACACAAUGUCAGUAACCAAAUUCAAUGCCAUGGUGUCCGGUUUGUUCCAGUUGGGAAGUUCAUAUGAAUGGAUUGUUACCAAAAAAGCAGGUCGGGCAUCAGAGCCUGACCUAUUAGCUGCCGAAGAACGGGAUUCAAAGGCAAUGAGUCUCCAACUUCACAGAGGGACUUCUGAUAGUGGACUUUCUGAGCUUAACAAAAUAAAGGAAUGCCAAGAAACAGUUCCUGUAAAGAAAAUGAACAAGAUAUAUAAGAAAGAGCUUGCCCUUGCAUUCUUACUGCUUACUGCUGCAGUUAGGAGCCUGUUAUCAGCACAAGGCAUGCACUUCUAUUAUUUACUAUUUCAAGGUGUAUCAUUCCUCCUUGUAGGUCUGGAUUUAAUUGGCGAACAGAUGAACUAGAGGAUCAGAAAGGAUGUGUAAAAUAGAAAAUUGAUUGUUACAAAGUUAAAUAAUCAAAUAAGCUACAAGGCAGUUGGUUUUGGCAGUUAUAUUCAAGGUGCCUGAAUAUGGCUAAGGUAACAUGCUGAAAGCUACCGUGGGUCAUAUCAUAUAUAAGUGUUAUUCUUGAAGGCAUUUAUAGAAUUUUUUCUGUUUUUUUUUUUUUUCCUGGCUUUACUUGUCCAUCUAUUGUUGUCUAUCACAGUACAUUCAUUUUUCUUUCCCUUUUCAAUUUUCUGUGACGUUGAGCUGAUUCAAUUUAUGUCAGGAUAACCCUGUCAACAUGUUGCUUACAUCACCUUUGGUUCAUAUGUAUGUAUGCAUCUGUUGAAUGACAAUGAUGUGUUACAACUACAAACAAAACUUCUGAUGCCAAGGUUUA
Glycine soja is the source of this 3017-nucleotide messenger RNA. Its product is annotated as probable xyloglucan glycosyltransferase 5. The record is from RefSeq and is a predicted model, not a curated record. Gene Ontology annotation, cellular component: Golgi apparatus. Lineage: Eukaryota; Viridiplantae; Streptophyta; Magnoliopsida; Fabales; Fabaceae. The transcript has 5 exons. Gene Ontology annotation, molecular function: glycosyltransferase activity. The coding region runs from base 503 to 2596 and encodes 697 amino acids.